AUGAUUUCCUAAUCAUAAAAUAAAAAAUUUUGCAUCGAACCAAUAAUUCCAACUGAUAACGAAGUUUAUAAGUGGGCUUUGAUAAAUCAUAGGUUCUAAAAAGUUAAAAUUCAAGAAAGAAUCGAUCAAAACCAAAUAGUAUAUUUAUUCGAAGGCAGAACAUUGAGAAGGUAAAAGAUGACUUAAAUUUUUAAGUCUAUCCCGCCAAAACUAACCCGACUAUAAUGACAAAAUAUUUUAUAAUUUGGAAUAGAUCAUGAAGCUGGAAUGGAAAGGAGAAUAAGGAACUAAUAAUAAAAAAUUUGGAAAAUGGAAAGCCUUUUGGAAUUAGAGAAGAUUGUAAAAUGUUGAGGGGUAUUAUGAAAAUGGAUCGAAAAUAGGUUUAUGGAAUGAAUUAUUUAAAAAUUAUUUUAGGUAAAUUAAAAAUUUUUUAAAAAUAGCCAAGCCAAAGUAUUUGAAACCGGUCAAUAUCAAAAUAAUUAUAGAGUAGGAAAAUGGAAAUAUAUAUAUAAAAAGGCUGAGAUGUACAUUACUGUUUAAUAUUUAGUGGUGGAGGAAAAUAUUCAAAUGAAAUGCAUAAUAUGAAAAUAGGUUAAUGGAUUGAAUUGGAUGAUGAAUUUAGAAAUCAAAAGUAAGUGAUUUAUAAUGGUGAAUAUAAUUGUGGUAAUAAAGUGGGCAGUUGGGAUAUUUGUUUUAGACAAGAUGAGAUUAAUAAAUUUACAAUAAUGUAAAAUACUUUUAUAUAGUGUGCUAUUAUAAAUGUAUUAGUGGUGGAGGAUAAUAUGAUGAAAAAGGGAAUGGCUUGAAGAAUGGGCUAUGGAUCGAUUUGGAUGAAGAAUUCAACUGUAUUAAAUAAGUAAUUAUGACUGGUAAUUAUGAAAAUGGAAAAAAAACUGGUAGAUGGAAUAUUAAGUAUAGAUUGGAAAUCAAUUAAUCAUUUUCAAAAAUGUAAAUUAUAAUAUAUAAAGUUCUCAACUAAAAAUUAUAGCGGUGGUGGAUAAUAUAAUCAAGAAGGUAUAAAAAUUGGAAGAUGGAUUGAUUUAGAUGAGGGAUUUUAUUUUGAAAAAUAAGUAACUUAUAAUGGUGAAUAUCAAAAUGGUAUAAAAGUNCCCGACUAUAAUGACAAAAUAUUUUAUAAUUUGGAAUAGAUCAUGAAGCUGGAAUGGAAAGGAGAAUAAGGAACUAAUAAUAAAAAAUUUGGAAAAUGGAAAGCCUUUUGGAAUUAGAGAAGAUUGUAAAAUGUUGAGGGGUAUUAUGAAAAUGGAUCGAAAAUAGGUUUAUGGAAUGAAUUAUUUAAAAAUUAUUUUAGGUAAAUUAAAAAUUUUUUAAAAAUAGCCAAGCCAAAGUAUUUGAAACCGGUCAAUAUCAAAAUAAUUAUAGAGUAGGAAAAUGGAAAUAUAUAUAUAAAAAGGCUGAGAUGUACAUUACUGUUUAAUAUUUAGUGGUGGAGGAAAAUAUUCAAAUGAAAUGCAUAAUAUGAAAAUAGGUUAAUGGAUUGAAUUGGAUGAUGAAUUUAGAAAUCAAAAGUAAGUGAUUUAUAAUGGUGAAUAUAAUUGUGGUAAUAAAGUGGGCAGUUGGGAUAUUUGUUUUAGACAAGAUGAGAUUAAUAAAUUUACAAUAAUGUAAAAUACUUUUAUAUAGUGUGCUAUUAUAAAUGUAUUAGUGGUGGAGGAUAAUAUGAUGAAAAAGGGAAUGGCUUGAAGAAUGGGCUAUGGAUCGAUUUGGAUGAAGAAUUCAACUGUAUUAAAUAAGUAAUUAUGACUGGUAAUUAUGAAAAUGGAAAAAAAACUGGUAGAUGGAAUAUUAAGUAUAGAUUGGAAAUCAAUUAAUCAUUUUCAAAAAUGUAAAUUAUAAUAUAUAAAGUUCUCAACUAAAAAUUAUAGCGGUGGUGGAUAAUAUAAUCAAGAAGGUAUAAAAAUUGGAAGAUGGAUUGAUUUAGAUGAGGGAUUUUAUUUUGAAAAAUAAGUAACUUAUAAUGGUGAAUAUCAAAAUGGUAUAAAAGUGGGUUCAUGGGUAAUUAACUUUAGAAAAGAUUAGAAUGAUGAAUUUAAACAAAUGUAAAAUAUUUUAUAUAAAGUACUUAGUGGUGGUGGAGAAUAUAAUUAAGAAGGGAUUAAAAUUGGAUAAUGGGUUGAUUUGGAUAAUAGAUUCAAUAUUGAAAAAUAAGUAAUUUAUAAGGGAAAUUAUCAAAAUGGUGUAAAAGUGGGUCCAUGGGUAAUUAACUUUAGAAAAGAUUAGAAAGUUGAAUUUAAACAAAUGUAAAAUAUUUUAUAUAAAGUACUUAAAUGUAUUAGUGGUGGUGGAGAAUAUUAAAAUGGUAUUAAAAUUGGAAAAUGGACUGA
Molecule: messenger RNA, 2342 nt
Organism: Paramecium pentaurelia
Lineage: Eukaryota; Ciliophora; Oligohymenophorea; Peniculida; Parameciidae
Source: the annotation of a GenBank genome assembly